This is a messenger RNA of Cladophialophora psammophila CBS 110553, 1008 nucleotides long. RefSeq lists its product as uncharacterized. Bases 1 to 1008 code for a protein of 335 amino acids. NCBI's taxonomy places the organism in Eukaryota, Fungi, Ascomycota, Eurotiomycetes, Chaetothyriales, Herpotrichiellaceae. Gene Ontology annotation, molecular function: protein binding. The record is from RefSeq and is a predicted model, not a curated record. Gene Ontology annotation, cellular component: catalytic step 2 spliceosome. Gene Ontology annotation, biological process: mRNA splicing, via spliceosome. The transcript has a single exon.
AUGAGCCCUUUACCACCCAAAUUGCCCUCCGCCCUGGUGAACAACAUCACCUCGCACACAGGUCCCAUCAACGCCAUCACAUUCUCCUCCCUCGGCGGUAACUACAUCCUCACCGGCAGCUCAGACCGCCAAGUCCACCUGACUCGCACUGAGCCGUCCAAUGCUGAGAACCCUUCCUCCGUACCGAUUCAGAAGUACUCUGCCCACGGCUAUCCCAUUCUCGACAUCGCUUGCGCACAGGACAACCAGACCUUUGCAUCCGUCGGCGGCGACCGCGCCGUGUUUCUCUGGGACGUCCAGGCCGCGGAGGGCACGCUGAGGAGAUUCGGGAACAAUACAACCCAGGGACAUACCAGUCGGAUCACAUGUGUGGCAUUCGCGGGCGACGGGGACGGCGUGCUAGCGAGCGGGAGUGAUGAUACGAGCGUGAGGCUGUGGGAUGUCAAGAGCCGGGAUGCGCGGCCACUCAUGGUUCUCGAAGAGGCAAAAGACGGGAUCUCGAGUCUUGGGGUGCCCGAGAACGGAUACGAGCUGGUCACAGGGAGUAUAGACGGCAGAGUACGGGGGUACGAUGUCCGCACGGGCAAAGUGACCGUGGAUGUGAUGCCGGGAAGCGUGACCAGUCUGGACGUCUCGAGAGACGCAAAAACAGUGCUUGUGGGGUGUCUGGACGGAAGGAUUCGAUUGAUGGAUCGAGGCGACGGAACGUGUCUGAGGGCCUUUCCUCCCGAAGACGCCAGAGGAGAAGGAUACAAGAACGAGAGCCUGAGGCUGAAGAGUUGUCUCGGAGCGAACGACGGCUUGGUGCUGAGUGGGAGCGAGAGCGAUGGCAACGUGCGCGCUUGGGAUGUCCUCUCCGGAAAGAGCGUUGGGAGGGUCCGAGUUAGUGAAACUGACAGAGUGGUCAGUGUCGUCAAGUGGAGAGAAGGGAGCCAGGCCCAAGCGCGACAGAGUCUCUGGGCGGGCGGAGGCGUAGAUGGCGUGGUCAAGAUAUACGGAGAUGGGUGA